AUGGCAGACGAUUUGAGGAGGAAAAUCGCUUUGUCCCAGUUUGAGAGAGCUAAAAAUGUGCUAGAUACAACGUUCCAAGAAGCAGAUGAGGAUGAAGAAAACGAUGGUGAUGCAUUAGGAUCCCUUCCGUCGUUCAAUGGUGGGCAAAAUAGGAACAAAAUUCAUGAGGUCGAAAAUGGCGAUCUUGCUGGAGGUCUUCCAAGUAAGGAGAAGAGUAGUUUACCCAGUUGGAAGGAUUUUUUUGAUAAUAAGGAACUGGUAAAGUUUACUGAGAGGGGUCUCAACAUAAAUACCUAUUACACAUUACCUUCUUCAUCGCCAUCUGAUACUACUUCAAUUCCCAUAUUUAUUUUCCAUCACGGGGCAGGCUCCUCAGGUUUAUCGUUUGCAAACUUGGCCAAACAGUUAAAUAUUAAACUCGAAGGGAAAUGCGGAUGCUUCGCAUUUGAUGCCAGAGGCCAUGCGGAAACAAGCCCCACGAAGAUUGGUAAUCCUAUGAAUUUUAAUAGAGAUUCUUUUAUUGAGGAUUUCGUAGGCCUAUUGAAUUAUUGGUAUAAGUCAAAAAUAAGCCAAGAGCCACUUCAGAACGUGUCUAUUAUUUUGGUCGGUCAUUCCCUUGGUGGAAGUAUAUGUACUUUUGCAUACCCUAAAUUAUCAACAGAAUUACAAAAGAAAAUUCUUGGUAUUACUAUGUUAGAUAUUGUAGAAGAGGCUGCUAUUCAGGCUUUAAAUAAGGUUGAACAUUUUCUGCGGAAUACACCGAAUGUGUUCAGGUCAAUCGAUGACGCAGUCGAUUGGCAUGUUCAGCAUGCAUUAUCGAGAUUGAGGACAAGUGCAGAAAUUUCUAUACCAGCUCUAUUUACUCCGGUUAAGUCGGAGAAAGUUGUGAGGAUUACUAAUCUAAAAACCUUUAGCCCUUUCUGGGAUACAUGGUUUACAGGCCUAUCACACUCCUUCGUAGCUCUACCUGUAAGUAAAUUAUUAAUAUUGGCGGGAAAUGAAAACCUAGAUAAAGAGUUAAUUGUUGGGCAAAUGCAAGGUAAGUACCAACUAGUUGUUUUCCAAGACUCGGGUCAUUUUAUUCAAGAAGACUCCCCCACGAAGACAGCGAUUACUUUAAUUGAUUUCUGGAAACGGAAUGAUUCUAAGAACGUAGUAAUCAAGACUAAUUGGGGUCAACAUAAACCGAUGCAAAAUAAGUAA
Messenger RNA from Saccharomyces mikatae IFO 1815, 1203 nucleotides. RefSeq names its product phosphoprotein phosphatase methylesterase 1 (gene PPE1). NCBI's taxonomy places the organism in Eukaryota, Fungi, Ascomycota, Saccharomycetes, Saccharomycetales, Saccharomycetaceae. The record is from RefSeq and is a predicted model, not a curated record. Gene Ontology annotation, biological process: protein demethylation. The coding region runs from base 1 to 1203 and encodes 400 amino acids. Gene Ontology annotation, molecular function: protein methylesterase activity. The transcript has a single exon.